AUGAUCAUCAUGCUCGACCUCGACGCCCCCUUCUCCGACUCCCGCGCCUCGCGCCUGCACUGGCUCGCCACAGGCCUGACCCCGUCCUCCACCACGCCCUCCGUCUCCGCCCUCGCGAACCUCACCAUCCCGAACGCCCAGGUCUCGUACGAAGCCCCAGACCCCCCGAUCGGCGACGUAGCACACACCUACGCCUUCUACCUCAUCGGCGUGCCCGCGUCGUUUACGCCCCCGCAGGAUCUCGCGCAGAACCGCGUGCCGUUUGAUCUGGAGAAGAUGCUGCGCGACGCGGGGAUCGGCGAGGAGAGCGUCAUUGCGAGGAAUCAUUUUAGGAUUAGGGAUUUGAAGGGCACGCCGACGCAGGGGUUUCCGGGGCCUAGGGCGAGUGAGACGGGGAGGGUGGUGGGCGGGAGUGCGGGUGCGAGUACGGGUGUGAGUUCGGCGGGGCCGGGGGCGACGGGGGUUGUGACUGUGGGAGCGCAGGGGGGCAGUAGGAAGGUGGGUGUUGGGAUGGGGAUGGGGAUGGUUGGGGUGCUCGGGGCGGCGGUGUUUUUGUGA
Parastagonospora nodorum SN15 is the source of this 558-nucleotide messenger RNA. RefSeq lists its product as hypothetical. Lineage: Eukaryota; Fungi; Ascomycota; Dothideomycetes; Pleosporales; Phaeosphaeriaceae. The transcript has a single exon. The record is from RefSeq and is a predicted model, not a curated record. The coding region runs from base 1 to 558 and encodes 185 amino acids.